GAAGGUAACUGAGAGAACAAGGUUAGCUAGGACAUAUCAGGCAACAUACAUGAAUGUUAUAUUAUUUAGUAUUAAUGAAUAUUAGUUAUUGGGAGGAGAUAUGGACCUAACAUGAACGCUUUACCUCGCCACCAUUGUUGGUUGGAACGCCUGACAAUUUUAUCCAUGUGAUUACAAAAUGGCUUCGCUUUGUUUGAGGUUGAUGUCUAAAGCUCCGAAUUGUUGCUACUACGCUUCUCAAGUCAUCAUAAACUCAUCACGUCUUACCAUGACUUUCCGGAAAUUUUCUUUUCAAGGGAAAAGGAGUGUUUAUUGCGUUAGUAACUUGCAGCCAUCAAGGAGAAUUGCUUUGACAUCUGUUAGAUGGCGUAAGGAAAAAAGUUUCCAAAAUGAUCACCCUGAGAGAGUUUUUCUUGUGGACGAAACCAGUGGUAACCAAGGUGAAAUGUCGUUUGAACAGGCGUUGCAGUUGGCGAAAGACAAAUCGCUUGAACUUGUUCGGAUGAACAGGAUUGGGAAGGACGAAUCAGUAGUGCCUGUCUUUAAAUUGAUGUCGACUGAUAGAGAUGCCAACGCGAGACCUACAGUUCGCUCUCUUGAAGUUAAACCGCUGAAGAUUAAAACUGUAAAAGUAACUGACAAAAUAGAAUCUCAAGAUUUGUUUUUCAAAAUAAAACGGAUUGAAGGUUACCUGGAAAAGGGUUACCGAGUGAGGCUUUUCGUUAAAGAUAAAAAGAGAGGAAAUGAGGAAUCAACAUCGGAUGACAAAUUAAAUAUCAUAAAGCAAAUACAGCAAGAAUUGAAGGUAAACCAUACAACUGAAAGGCCUACAGAGGAAGGUAAAGGCGUCAUUGUUUGUGUCUUUAAACCUGCGUAGUUUGUAAUGAACAGUGAGACUAAGUAAGACAGUGAGUUCAAAGAAGUUUCCAUUUCAAAUUGAGACAAAGUGCAACACCUCUUAUAUAAAACUGACUUUUGUUUUCUGGAUAAUAAAAAUUAUUUUGACAUUGAAAGUUUUGCUCUUACCCUUGCUUCAAAAGAGAGGCAUACUACAGUUCAGAGUUAGAGGAGAGAUAGAGGAGAUGAAGAAUAGUUGUGGUUACACUAGCCCUUUUACCCAUGGGCAAAUAACAUUUGCCUACGGGCAAGGACAUUUUUGUGUGUAACGGCUUUCCCUAGGCCGAAACUGCCCUUGGGUUAUUUCCAUGUGUACAUCAGAAAGAACAAAAGAACUUCCCGUGACAGUUCCUUAACUGAAAAGCAUGGUUUAUCUGCUCCUUGAGGUGACUUAGCCAAUCAUAAAGUAGAAUGUAGCUAAUACAGGAAAUUGCCUGCAGCUUGGCUAAUUUCACACCCACUGGUAACAUGGCAGGGUUUCGUGCACCACUGUGAGUAUUUCUUUAUUUUCAUGAGUUUGCCCUCCAGAAUUGUCAAUUCUGAGGUUGAUUAAGUAAUAAUCUUUCUGUAGGUUCAUCUUCUCAUAGGAAUACUAGUCAAAACUAAGAUCCUUACUAUAACAGGUUUCUAUUUGCUGCACUAAAUCAAACAAGGCCACAGGGAGUUAAAACCACUGGUAAUCCCUUGUUAUGUAGAAGUUGCUGAAACCAAUUCUGUGGUUGUGGAAAUACCCAAGCUCUUCUUGGCUGGCAAGCAAGUUCGUGAUGAGCUCAUAAAUAUAAAUAAAAUACUAACAAACCUUGAAGGUAGCGUAGUUGAAAGCACCUUCUUUGGUGUCUUCUCACCAAAAAAACUGCGGGACUGUUAUAUUUAUGGAGUACUGUUGUAUAAUAAGCAAGAGUAUCACUGAAAUUAAGCUUAUUAGAUCUCGAUUCGUGACAUCAAUGUUGCUCUGCACUUUCCUGGUCAAUUUGUCAGGUCAGUGAACUCAUAUCUUAUUAUAUUUGACCCUAAGGGGAGUCUUUUACUGUGUAACAACAUCCCCAAGGGUAACAUGAAACCUGAGCUUAACCAAACCUUAGCCAUUUACCCUCCAUAAGGCUCCAAAUGCAAGGCUUGUGUAACCACUGCUAAUGACACAAAGUGCUCAUGAGGCUUUGUUGCUCAAAAUCAACACUGAGACUCGUAAUAAUAACACCUCAAAUGUGUGUUAAUCCUCUCACUGAGCCAUUGCUCUUUCAUUUCUUGAAUUCAUCUAGUCAAAGCCACUCUUGCGUGAUUUUCUAUUUUAGUGCCUUAAGAUGUAGCACUAUGUUAGCAAGGAAACUGUUAAUCAUGAUAAUUAACAACUAUUCAUGUCAGUGUAGAGUGUCACUGGCUAAUGAUCAUGAAGCAGUGAGGUAAUAUCUACUGCUAGCCACUGACUCUGAGGUGAAUAGUUGUUUUAUUAGAGACAAAAACAGUGAGAUAAUAUAGCACAAAACAUGAUUUUAAAUUAUUAAUUCCUACAAUGGUUACAAAAUUUUUGGUGCAAUUCCCUCACAAGAGGCUCUGAGCUGAGGUGAAAAUCAAAGGUUACUCAGAGUUUGAGUAGCCAGUCUGAGUGCCAUUUUAAUGCUAUCCACGUUGUUAGCAUAUACUAAUUGUAAUUGGCCCAUGGAAUGCGUGUUGUUCAAACAUGUGGAAUUCUUUUUACACCACUUUGGGUUAUAUCUCUUUGCACAUUCAUAGCCACUGUUAUUGGAGAACUUUACGUAAACCAGAUGAAGAACAUUUUGGCAUGUUCUGUAACUAGCCAUUUAUUUUUCCACACAAGAUAAUAAGAAAAAUUUACAUUUGACCAAAAGAAGCCCUUAUUUCAUAGACCACUUUCAUAAAUGGCUGCCGGAUUAAUAUUCUUUUG
Molecule: messenger RNA, 2800 nt
Organism: Stylophora pistillata
Lineage: Eukaryota; Metazoa; Cnidaria; Anthozoa; Scleractinia; Pocilloporidae
Source: RefSeq, a predicted model, not a curated record